This is a messenger RNA of Patiria miniata (bat star), 2208 nucleotides long. Its product is annotated as protein DEFECTIVE IN EXINE FORMATION 1-like. The transcript has 12 exons. Bases 97 to 2157 code for a protein of 686 amino acids. The record is from RefSeq and is a predicted model, not a curated record. NCBI's taxonomy places the organism in Eukaryota, Metazoa, Echinodermata, Asteroidea, Valvatida, Asterinidae. Gene Ontology annotation, molecular function: protein binding.
UUGACAGAAGCAUUUGGGGUGCCAGACAGCUGUAUAGUUGCACACUUUUGCAGUUAUUGUUAAUUAUUUUUGAUCUAGAAAAGGGUCAUAAAUGCAAUGUUUCGAAGUUCUUCAGGGAACAAUCUUUUGGCAGUUUGGUAUAUAUAUGUUUUGACAUGGAAUGUCGGCAUUUCUACUAAUAGGGACAACGAAAAUGGAAGGAAAAGCUGUCAUUAUGAUGUGAACGUGGCCUGGACUUCAGAGAUAAGCAACAAUCUGAUAGUAUCCUCUCCACUUGUUGCCGACAUCAACGCUGAUAAUAAGCUGGACAUCAUCUCGCCUGCGUUCACAGAGGAAGUCGUUGGCCUUGAUGGUGACAGAGGCCAGAACCUUUUGGGGUCAAACUGGCCAGCGAGCUUCCAUGGCAGCUCAUUCCAUGCCUCACCUUUAUUGUAUGACAUUGAUAGCAAUGGCAGAGAAGAUGUCGUCUUAUUCACAUCCGAUGGAGAAAUUCACUUCUUGGACGCCCAAGGAAACAGGAUGACGGAUCGAACGAUGCACGUCCCACCCCUAGAUGUACAGAGAGAUUGGUGGAAUAAGACGACUGGCCUGAGACAAGACGUGAUCGGCCAGUUUGUGCGAACAUCUGUACCAGGAAAACUACCUAACUACAACUCUGAAGAUUCAUCUAGCAAUCAGCAGUACAUCAGCGUGAAUGCUCACGUGUUGGCCACACCAGUCAUUGCUGAUCUCAAUCAGGAUGGUAUCACUGAAGAACUGAUCAUACCAGUCAGCUACUACUUCGACAAUGAGAUUAACAGGUCGGAGGAAGAGCUUCGUGCACUGGGAGCAUCUGAAGCAGACCUGCAGGGCUAUUUAGCAGGGGGCAUUGCUCUGUUCAAUCUCACUACAGGAGAGCUGUACAAGGAGUUGAUACUAGAACUCACUAAGAGAAAUGAUGAGUUUCCAGGCUACGUUCUGUUUACUCCGACCAUCAUGGAUCUGGACAGCAAAGGAGGCCCUCUAGAGAUCAUUGUGGGAACAUCGGCGGGCAACCUUCACGUCUUGGAUCACACUGGUACCCCGCGCACUGGUUUCCCUCUGCUCCUCAGCACCUUGCAUGGACAGAUCACAGUUGAAGACCUGAAUGACGACGGGCACCUGGAGAUGGUUGUCAUGGAUACCAGCUCCAAUGUCAUGUGUCUGGAUGUGACAGGGCAUGAAUUAUGGGAUAGCCAGAUUUCAGGUUCGUCGUCAGCAGGUUCCAGGGUGGCUGAUAUCAAUCAAGAUGGCAUCCUAGAUAUUGUCAUAGCAACCAAUGACGGGCAUAUCUGGGCAUUACGAGGCGACACAGGCAAACUGAUUGACGGCUGGCCGUUAGCUCUGGGAGGCAGGUUUCUAGCCAAUCCACUCAUUGCCAGGCUCAAGCCCCCACCUCAACCACUAGACAUUAUAAUUGCAGACUAUGAGGGCAGUCUUUACAUCAUAUCUGGUGACGCCGCCUGCCUCGAAGUCAUUCACUUGGAAGAGAACAUCAUGACCCCGGUAUUAGCCGCUGACCUCAUACCCACGACCUCUGACCUGGAACUGCUGCUAGCCACCAGCGAUGGCACGCUGAUGUGCCUGAAGACGCAUAACGAUACAGGGAGCGAGGAGGUGCCUGAGCAUGGGAGGAGCGAGAGGGCGUGGUCGAUUGAGGCAUGGCACGCUGACACGCCCACUUAUAACAAGUUCACCAACUGGGACAACAAGGUUGGUGUCAAGUUCACUGCAGGGACAAAGCAAUUGGAGUAUGUGUCUGGAAAAUCUUUCCUUGUUCAAUUUGAAAUCUUUGACAACAGACCUGAAUAUAUUGAAGACUCAACAUACCAUGUACAGAUCACGUGUGGAAAUAUAAUCUUGCUGCCUAGGACGAUUUUACUAGAAACUGGAAUUCAUCGGAUGAGAAUACAAACACCCAAUCGUCCAAUCAGAGCAGUCCUCACUGUCCAUGUGACCAAUAGGCACGGCCAGAUGUUCCAAGACUCAUUUGCAAUAAGUUUCAACACAAAGUUCAUCCAGGAACUCCAGUGGUUGUUAUUUGUUCCAUUUGUUGCCAUGGUGAUGCUACUCCUUCUAGUUCAUGGCUAUCCAGAGGUUGACCUUUUACCUAUGACCCAAAGCUUCAAACAUAGGUGAAAAUGACCCAAGGUACUGUUUUACAGUGUGUUGCAGUGUUGUAGGUCUCGA